This is a messenger RNA of Drosophila takahashii, 540 nucleotides long. The record is from RefSeq and is a predicted model, not a curated record. NCBI's taxonomy places the organism in Eukaryota, Metazoa, Arthropoda, Insecta, Diptera, Drosophilidae.
AUGUCUAGCAAAGGGUGUUUAAUUUUUCAGCUAAUUGUUUUUCUAUAUUUAGUCGCUGAGAUAACUUCUAGAUUUGAGUUUACCAACGUCAAGUGCACCAGUUUGGAUAAGGAGUUUGGCGAUUUUGAACAUUGUUUUCUGAAGUCGGUAAAUCGAAGCUAUAAAUAUCUGUCGGUCAAGUUUAAUCUACGCAAGACUCCGGUGACUAAAGUUAAAGUAAAUUUAGCUAUGUUCAAACGAUACAAUGGCUAUCGACCUUUUAUGUACAAUAUUACUGUGGAUGCCUGUAGAUUCCUUAGAAACCGAAAAUCAAGUCCAGUCAUCAACUUUUGGUUUAACAUUGUCGAAAACUACUCGAAUUUAAAUCAUUUGUGUCCUUUUAAUCAUGAUAUAUCAUUAGAAAAGCUUCCAGUCGCAACUGUGAACUUCCAAGUUACAGAUGUGCUGCCUUUUCCCGAGGGAGAUUAUCUAAUCGAAACCCAUUGGAUGCCGUACGAUAUUAAGAAAGCAGUGCUAAAAUUAUAUGGCACUCUCUCCUAA